This is a messenger RNA of Letharia lupina, 2415 nucleotides long. RefSeq lists its product as uncharacterized. The record is from RefSeq and is a predicted model, not a curated record. NCBI's taxonomy places the organism in Eukaryota, Fungi, Ascomycota, Lecanoromycetes, Lecanorales, Parmeliaceae. Bases 1 to 2415 code for a protein of 804 amino acids. The transcript has 5 exons.
AUGGCACAUUAUCCUGGUGUCCCCUGGAACCUGCGGCCUGACUAUCUCGCUUUGACCCAGCGUGUCGAUCCAGCGGGAAUAGUCACUACAUACAAUCCUCCUCGUCCAGGCGUCUCUGCCACCGAUGUCACGUCAUUCGUCUAUGGUCAAGCAACAAUCACCCGAGACAACUGGCCAGAGAUCAUGUACUACCUGCAUCCAACCCCAGAGUGGGCCGCUUUUAGGGGUACCGCACAGCCACAGCAGAAGGUAGACGCCAAUGGCCAGCCGAUGGUUGAGCGCUUCCCACAACAAGGCCAGCCUCCACGGCCUCUCUUGGACUUUCGAAUUUUGCCUGAUACCAUAUGCAGCCAAGAGGAAUUAUGGUGGAUAGAGUUGUGGCGGCGCAUGGAUCCCCGUAUGCACUGGGCAGACAUCCUCAUGCGCAUUGAAGUGCCAAACCGGACUGAGGAUUCGGAUAAAAAGCUACAGAACAGCACCAACAACUUGAUAAAUCGCCAGGAGCAUAGAAGGUAUUUCAUGCUCGCCUGGCACACCACCGGCAUCAACUCAACAAUGAGGGUCAAUGAAGUGAGGUCUAUGGUCACGCGCAGGGUUGCUGCGGCUCAUCCACCUCUCCCUCCUAACAGUACACGUGGACUCACGCCUGGUUUGAUCAACCCGCUGCUAGGGAAUGUUCCUGGAAACAGUGUUCCUCAACCUGCUCUGGGACUCAAUCAGGGUAGGCUACGUGUGGGUGGCCGAACACAAGUCACACAGGCAGCAGCAGCAAACCAAGCACUGACAAACGCGGCACAAGCAAACCCGCCACAGCUGAACCAGAUACAAGGACACCCAGUGCAGAACAAUCUUGCGCGUAACAACCAUGGACGUGACAAACGGAUACAUAAGAAACGCCGUCGUACUAGUCCCGUGCAAAAAGGUCGACCGCCGAAACGUCAGGCCCAAAACCUCAACAAGGACACUGAGGACGACAAUAUGGACACUGAAUCCGACCAAAGCAAGAGCUCAGAGGAUAUCCCGUUAUCGGUUGCGAAGGCCCGCGCUCAGAAAGCCCGGACCCGAAAAGUCGCUAAGCCUACAACUGCUGUGGGGAAAGCCAAAGAUGUCAAGAAAAAGCCAGACAAGAAGAAACUUGGUACAGCAAAGAUGGCCGACCAGCAAGACAGCACCACCGAUCCAGACUUAUCCGAGCCUAACGAUGAUGAAGAAGACAACAACGAGGAAGGAGAUUCUUCAGGUGGUCGAUUCCUCAUCGAAGGCGACACUGGCUUCGAGACUGCGUAUCAAGCAAGCAUACAGGCACGUCGCGAAGCUCGGGCUUCCGGACGUGCCCCUCGACGUCCCCCUCGCCCCGGCCGACGCCCCUCUGCGAACCCUCCCAAUCGACGCACCCCUCACGUCUCGGUAUCCGAACUUCUAGGUGACACCGAAGACUGCAAUUUUGUGGCACCGGCUCUGAGACCUGACACCGAGACAGCCCCUCGAGCGUCAGCACCACCUACGCGUCCUACAGACGCACCCACUCCAGCACCCCACCGAAACAUCAGUGCAAUCACCGGCCUACCUUUUGCCGGACAGCAUCGCCGUCCAGAAGCACUCUCCGGCUACGGUGACGGCCCGAUGCGCCGCAGAACUUCGCCCGUGAGGGACUCUCGGGUCGCACAAUCUACCAGCGUCCGCACCGCAGAGGACAACGAUGGGCGCGAGACGGUCACGCCGACCUCCAACGCCGCCAGACUCGGGCUCCCCGUAGCCUCAGCGGAUCGUCCCCCCCAAAGCUUCUACGCCCUCGGCCCCGACGGGUCGCACCACCAUCACACCGACGGGUCCGGAACAGCAACCUACACCACACGUCCCGGACCGUCGUCAAACUCCCGCCUGGGAUUCACCCCGAACCAGCGCGCACAAGCACAAGCACAAGCACAAGCACAGGCACAAGCACAAGCACAAGCACAAGCACAAGCACAAGCACAAGCACAAGCACAAGCACAAGCACAAGCACAAGCACAAGCACAAGCACAAACACAGAACAGCGCCCCGCCCCCAAACUCCGGCGGGAAUGCCGCUCAGCCAGUAGGUCCUUCCGCCCCAACCGGCAGGGUUUACAACCCCACUGAUACUGAUACGACCAGACAGGCCACCCGGAGCCCCGCCGGCGCCCCCACCGGUCAGCGCGACCCCACACCCACCCAGCGAACGGGCCGGCUGACAGACGAAAUAGCACGGCAUAACGACGCCCUGAUCGAAGAGAUCCACCGGCGCGAGCGGUGGCCGAGGCACGAGUUGGGCCGCCACACCCGUGCCGUUUUUGAGAUCAUGAGGGGCGGGGAGCCGUCGUACGCGGAGGGCUUUCUGGAGCGGGAGGAUGAGAGGGAGAGGAGGGAGAGGGAACCUUCUUCGGAUGAUGAAUGA